Humulus lupulus (European hop) is the source of this 1868-nucleotide messenger RNA. RefSeq lists its product as uncharacterized. NCBI's taxonomy places the organism in Eukaryota, Viridiplantae, Streptophyta, Magnoliopsida, Rosales, Cannabaceae. The record is from RefSeq and is a predicted model, not a curated record. The transcript is spliced from 2 exons. The coding region runs from base 288 to 1637 and encodes 449 amino acids.
UACUUUUCUACUCCAAUCCCAAAACAGAAAAAGAAAAAGAAAAAAAAAAACUGUUUUCUCCAACUUCUAACUACUCUAGAACUUUCACUGUUAACUCAGUUAGUUCACUUCAGAUCAAGACUUUUUAUCCGGGUUUUCAUAUCUGUUGUUCUUGCCAAGUUUUCCGAGAAAAUCGUCUUCUGGGUGUUGUCAAUUUUCUGACUCAAGGAAUUUUCUUCGAUGCAAUACAACUGGGUUUUUUGUUAAGCUGGAGAUCGAUUCUUGGGAAAAUCUAGUGUUUGUGCCUAAUGAUGCCCGGAAGAAGAAAAAAAUGGACGGAGGCGGAGGAGAGAACCCUGAUUGAUAAGUAUGGUGAGAUGGUCUCUGAUGGGACCCUUGCGAAGAUGAAAACAAGAGAGAAGAAGUUUAAGCCUAUUGCCUCUUAUGUGAACUCCAUUCAUCAUGUUCAAGAUCCUAUUGCCCAUCCAUGGCAGUGGUCUUGGAAGGACGUUUCUACUAAGGUUCAGAACAUGAGGCACCAGUAUUUGUUGGUGAAGCAGAAGAUUAAGAAACAACCACUUGAGUGUAAUAAUUCAAGUGGUGGUGGUGGUGGUGGUGGUGGGGAGUGUAGUGGGGGGGAGGAGUUUGAUUGGGUCGAGGGGCUUUCACAUUGGUCAAAUUUCUUGAGAUAUAAGGAGGUUUUCGGGGAUGUUGGGGUUGUAACUAGUAAUGGUAAUGAUCUAAUGGCUGUUGUGAAUGGAGAAGGCGACAGUGGUGGAGGGUUUGUUGGAGGUGGCAUGGGGCUUGUGGAGUUUGGACAAUUGGGUCAUUCUGGAGAUGGGGAUUUUGGAGCAGGGAUUGAUGGGGUUGAGAAUGGGGUGAUGGGUUUAGGUUUUGAGUAUGAUGGGGAGGAGGCAGAGGGUAAUUAUAAUGGAAAUGGCCGGGUUCGGGAGGAUGGAGAUGAUGGUUUUGUGUACGAAGAAAUGGAGCCAAAUGGUAACAAUUUGAAUAGAAAGAAAAGAAAGAAAAAGGUAUUGAAGGGGAUGGGGAGGAGGACCUGGGGGCUUCUUGGAAUCCAGUUAGGGAAGUUGAGGGAAACUGAAAAUCGGUUUGAGCACCGCGAGGUGGAAAGGGAACGGGAAAGGCAAAGGAGAGAGAGUCUCAGGAUGGACCGCGAGCGAGAAUGGGAACAAAGAUGGGUUGAGAGGGAAAAGAAAAAGGAUGAGAAGGAGAAGUGUAGGGAGAAGUUGCGUAUGCAGAGGAUUCAAGAGUUGGAAGUUAUGGAGAACGAGAGUGAAGAGAGGGAAAGAAGAAGAAGAGAAGAGGAAUUAAUUCAUGAGAGGGAAUGGGAGGAGAGGAUGAAUAGGAGGAGAUUAGAGUGGAAGACAAGGAUUGAUGAGAUGUUGAGUCAGCACCGGGCAGAAAUGGGCCAGAUGCAGUCCCGAAUUCUUCACGAGCAGCAAAGCCUUACCAGCCAGUUACUUGGGAUUGUGUCUCAGUGGACUACUCAUCCAGCUGCACUUUCUGAUCAUACUAGCGCCAGCAAUCAUUAUCUUUCACAAAUGAUGCAGAAUCUGCACCAUGUGAACAGCUUGGUUCACGACGAUGCUAGGGUCGAGGCUGAAAAUCAAGAUGACCAAUUCAUUGUUGAUGGAUGAUGGCGUUGCCUGGAACACUGAUUUGCUCAAGUAUGCAAGAAAGUUUGCAUUAGAGAAGUAUAAAGGUCAGCUGAUUGUUAAAUGGAUUCUUAUAUAUAUGUACUUUACAUUAGAUAAUGCUGUACACAGAUCUGUUCAGUAUGAAUGCUCUCUAAUAAGGACCAGAAAUUCACUCUAUGCAUUUUUCAUGUAAACCAUAUUAUCUAAAAUAAAUAAUUUUUCCCCAUCUUA